Anarrhichthys ocellatus (wolf-eel) is the source of this 519-nucleotide messenger RNA. RefSeq names its product gamma-crystallin M2-like. NCBI's taxonomy places the organism in Eukaryota, Metazoa, Chordata, Actinopteri, Perciformes, Anarhichadidae. Gene Ontology annotation, biological process: visual perception; lens development in camera-type eye. The record is from RefSeq and is a predicted model, not a curated record. The coding region runs from base 1 to 519 and encodes 172 amino acids. Gene Ontology annotation, molecular function: structural constituent of eye lens. The transcript is spliced from 3 exons.
AUGGGGAAGAUUAUCUUCUAUGAGGACAAGAACUUCUCUGGGCGCUUUAUUGAGUGCAGCAAUGACUCUGCGGACCUGGCGUGCCUCCUCAAACACUGCAACUCCAUCAGGGUGGAGAGCGGCUGCUUCAUGAUCUAUGAAAAAUCCAACUAUGAUGGGAACCAGUACUGCCUGAGGAGAGGAGAGUACCCCGACUGUCAUCACUGGAUGGGUGCCAACGACUCUGUCUGCUCCUGUCGCCUCAUCCACAUGCCGUCGUUCAACAUGCGCCUGUACGCGCGGAUUGAGUUCGGAGGUCAGAUGAUGGACCUGGCGGACGACUGUCCCAGCGUCAAGGACCGCUUCCACGUGAACGACAUCUUCUCCUGCAACGUGACCGAUGGCAACUGGCUCUUCUAUGAGCACCCGGACUACCGGGGCAGGAUGUACCUGAUAAAGCCUGGAGAUUACAAGAGGUUCAGUGAGUGGGGCGGCAGGAGCGCCAGGGUCGGCUCCAUCAGACGUAUCCUGGACUAUUGA